GGAGAAGAAAAUCAUCGAUCGAAAAGACGCUUUCCAUGCAAUGAUGUUGUGGUUGACUGGAAUCAACAAUUAUCCAUCAUCUUGUUCGAUAAUACGUCUAUUGUAUAGAAAAUGUAGUACAAAGAAUAAUAACUGUGCUCAACAAGGGGAUAUUAUGAAAUUGUUGAACAAACCUCUCAAACUGUUAUUCUCCAAAAUACACCCAGACCGCUUUGCACAACAACCAGAAAUAGCUUCCAAGAACCAAAAGUCACUACAGAACUUGAACGUAAUGGUGGAUAUGCUUUCCCAUAUAAAAGAACAAAAAGAAAUAACGACAAAGUCGACGACUUUUCCUUCUUCACUGGAAAGCAUACAAUUGGAGUUUUAUAUACCAGCAGAAAAGAGUCAAUACCAAGAAAAGGAAAACACAACGACAAAGAAACAAGUAGAAAGAGAGGAAACUCAAGUUGAGCUGAUUUCCGUUCCCAUCGUGUAUGACCCUACAGAAAGAGAGUGGUUACACUUGUUGGGGUCAUUGAUCCAUUUGUUUCGUUCUUGUAAUAUAGCAACUCCCGAACAACUCUUAAGAAUGACAAGAGAUAGACCGAUGGCUGUACGAAAGGAUGAAGAGAAUAGUAGAGAUAUGUCGUUGGGUCAACUGCUCAAAAGGGAUGUUGUUGGUAAAGCAUAUGAACUGAGGAUCAGAAAUAAGAGACACUCUGCAGAUGCAAUGUUACAUGAUCAAGUUGCCUAUGAAUGUAAAGUUAGGACUGCUUCCCUAAAUAGAGCGCAUGCUAUCAAAGUGGAGAUAAGGAAGGAUGUUUCACCUUCCAUGGCAGUACAAGGAUUGAAGAGGUUAGCAGACUGCAUCGAACAAGUGAUUGUGGCAUAUGGAAUUUCUAUUCGUGGUGGAGUGAUUCAAUUGGAUGGUGGUGCAAAAGUAGAACAAGAUAGUUGUGGAAUUCUUCACUUGGGAAUGUGUGCUCGAGUUUCAUGUUGGCAAGAAGCAUUGAUGAGUAAGACAUUUCUUUCAAGUUGUUGGCAAAGAAAUCAAUUGCAAGAGAAGUUUUUAGAAAUGGAAAAUCAAUUGGCAAAUGCUUUGGGUGUUCGCUUGGUAUGUGGAGAUUCUUUGGUGGAAAGAGCACCUCAGGAAUACUUGAAAAUAUUAUCGAAUCAUAUUCAGUCAAUGAGACAAGAUAACAUAGUUCUUCCCAGUUUAAAUGAAACAAGCUCUCGUCUAUUGAAAGAAUAUGUCUCAAUCAUGUUUCGAAUAGAAAUCCAAUUCUUUCAAGAAGAAGCAGAAUGGGGUAUUUUAUCAGUUCCAAAAGAUGCCACAUUAAAGGAGAUUCUCUUUUAUCUUCAAGAGAGAGCGAGUCCAUUUGCACAAACUGCCCGAAAGAAACAAAGAGAAAGAACACAAAUAGAAGCUGUUAGAAAGUCUCUUCGUUUAGAACGACUGAAGAGAGAUGAUCAAGUUGUAAGUGUUUCGGAGUUUAGAAAGUGUUGUGACCGUUUGGCUUCAUACUCUUCCGUAUUGAAGCCUAUCUUACAAGGCUUAUCUGUAGUAGUAAGUGAUCACUUUAAAGUGGCAGAUAAUGGAGAAAUCUAUGUUCCUUACUAUUUUGAAUGGAAAGAAAGGAAUAAUAUUCGAAAGUUGAGUGUUCGACAAAUCUAUUCUCCAGUUGCCUUUGAUUCUUUGCAAAGACCUGUGAGAGGUGGACUAUAUGAUCCUGCUUUAGGAGUGUUGGACCGGUCGGUAACGAAACUUUGUGCUACUUGUCAUUUAGGAUAUGCAGAUUGUCCAGGACAUUUUGGACAUAUAGAAUUGGCCUUACCAGUAGUUCACCCUGUUUUAUUUCCUUUGCUUAUAAAGGUGUUGCGUGCCAAAUGUUGGUAUUGCCAUCACUUUCGACUAGGAACGAGAACAAAGAAACUGUUCAUAGCUAAACUCCGUUUUCUAUUUUGUAAUGAGUGGGAAAAAGCAGAAGAGGUGGAUGAGAUUAUGGGAAUGUUGAGUAGUGCAGACGAUCAAAAGAAGCAACAUGAUAGGCUUUCAGAAGAAGGAGAGCAACAAAAUGAAGAAACAUUGAUGAAUGACACGAACUUAGAAGUGGAAGUUGCUUCAGGACUAUCUUCAUCUUUUUCUAGUAUGGAGUCGCGAAUAGAAAGUCAAAUAAAGGCAAGAGAGGAACAACUUUGUGAAGAAGCUUAUGCAGUUUGGAAAAGUUUUAUGAAGAAGCAUUCAACAAGGAAAGCCAUACAGAGUUAUUCUUCAAACUGUGCUUUAUUGCGGAAAAGAACUACGGAGGAGUUUUUGGCAAGCAAUGAAAGUUUAGGAAAAUGUCAAAAUUGUGGUCACUCUUCCGUAGUUAUUCGAAGAGAAGAAUCCAAAGUAUUUCGUAUUCUAAAAAAGUCUCAGGAAUCAGAACAGGUAGAUAUACUUGUGAGUCAGUCGAGAAAAGAAGAGACAAGUCAUAUCGAGAGAGACUCUUCUUACCAGGAAACUCAUAGUGUUAAUAAGAAACUCAUUUCAACUAUCGAAUUGGAACAACAAUUAAGUCGCUUAUAUCAAAUAGAGAUGGAAUGUAUUCAAGUCUUAUGGGAAAUGGAUGCCAUCAACCAAACAAAUGACUCUGAACAACAACAAAAUAAUAAUAAUGAAACUGUGGAUUCUGUAUUCUUUAUCCGUUGUCUGGCUGUUUCUCCUUGUCGAUUUCGACCUCCUGCUACAUUUUCUGAAGGCGAGCAGCUAUUAGUUAUGGAACAUCCUCAGAAUGUUUUCCUUACUCGUAUUCUCCAAAUCAAUCAACAACUCAUUCAAUUGAAAGAACAACAAGAGUCUUCUUCCAUUCUAUCUCCUAUUCAACAAAUGAUUGCUCUCCAACAUGCAGUUAAUCAGUUGUACGACUGUUCAAGAGGAGGUGUAGGAGCCAAUGCUGGUACGACUACCGGAACUGGAAUUCGUCAACAAUUAGAACACAAAGAAGGCCUUUUUCGUAUGUAUAUGAUGGGAAAGAGAGUCAAUCAUUCUGCACGUUCAGUCAUAUCUCCGGAUCCUUUUCUAGAAACUUGUGAAGUAGGAGUUCCUGAAUCUUUUGCAAUGAAACUUACCUUUCCUGAACCUAUCAAUUUUUAUAACAUUGAAUAUUUGAGAAAAGCAAUCAUUCGUGGAUCUACGGAAUAUCCUGGAGCUACAGGUAUCGAAGAUAGAAUGGGAAAUGUAAUCGAUUUUCUUAGAGCUCCUGAACAUCAACGAAAAGCACAAGCAAUGUCUUUGAAAAGUUCCCAUCCAAUGAAUUUGGAUAUGAUAGAUCGUUCAGCAGCAGAUGCUUCUGCAAGUAUUCAUAAAGCAAUGAACCAUAAUGCUAUCAUUCGAGUUUAUCGACAUAUGAAAAACGGAGAUUUGGUCUUAUUCAAUCGACAGCCUUCGUUGCAUCGAGUUUCUAUUUUGGCCCAUAAAGUUCGCAUAUUACCUGGAGAAAGAACGAUACGCAUGCACUAUGCCAACUGUCAGUCUUAUAACGCUGAUUUUGAUGGUGACGAAAUGAACUUACACUUUCCACAAGAUUAUGUGGCUCAAUCUGAGGCUUUCAACUUGCUAUUGACUGAUAGACAUUAUAUUUCUCCUACCAAUGGAAAUCCUCUUCGUGGCCUUAUUCAAGACCAUAUUUUGGGAGGAGUUUUGUUGACGAGUAUCGAUACUUUUCUACGUUUGGAUGAAUUUCAACAACUUUUAUAUGGCGCUAUUGAAAGAACAAUGGAAAGUGUGGAUAACAAAACAGUUGCUAUCCCAACUCCAGCCAUUGUUUUCCCGGUUCCAUUAUGGACUGGAAAGCAAGUAAUAUCCACCAUUUUAUUGUUUUUGAUUGGUUCUCGUCCUCCUUUUUAUUUACAGUCAAACAACAAGUUGAAAUGGGAAAUGGUUGGCGAUGAUGACCAAGUAAUCGUUCAUCGCGGUCACUUAUUACGAGGAGUGUUAGAUAAGAGUCAAUUUGGUGCAAGUGCUCAUGGUUUGGUGCAUUCAUUUUACGAGAUAUAUGGAGCAAUAGAUGCCGGUCGUUUAUUAAGUGCUCUCGGUAGAUUAUUUACGUUGUUCUUAAGAAUCCAUGGACAUACCACUGGAGUGGAUGACUUGUUACUUACUACAAUUGCGGAGAUGAAGAGAAAGGAAUGGCAACAAUAUUGUGAAAUGUCAUUUGUAUUUUUGGCUACCGAACAAUGGAUAGAAAAAUUGAUGGAACGAGGUUUAUUGAGUGAAGAGUCGUUAUCUAUUCUGUUAGGUACUGGUGAUUGGAAAAGCAAGCUGAAAGGUAGUGAACUCAAUUAUUCGCAACUUUUGUUAUUAUAUGGACGUAUUUUGGGUAACAUGGAGUCGGAUGUUACGUCUCGAGCAGAAAUGGAGUCUCUAUUAGAUGAAAUUGUAAAGAAGCAAGUGAGCAAAGUGACUUCAGAAGUCAUCAAGUCUUGUAUUUCGGAUCGUGAAGGAGUUGUUAAGAAAUUCCCUCAUAAUGGAUUCCUAUUGAUGACAAGUAGUGGAGCCAAGGGCUCUUUGGUCAACACUGCACAGAUAUCUUGUCAGUUGGGACAAACAGAGUUGGAAGGAAAACGAGUACCUCGUUCCUUAAGUGGGGCUACUUUACCUUGUUAUCCAUCUUUUGAUCCUUGUCCACAAUCUGGAGGAUUUAUUGCUAGUCGAUUCCUUACCGGUAUUCGACCAGAUGAAUAUUUCUAUCAUUGCAUGGCUGGACGUGAUGGUUUGGUGGACACAGCAGUGAAGACUGCUCGCUCAGGAUAUUUACAACGAUGUUUGGUGAAAGGUUUGGAAGACUUAUAUGUAGGUUAUGAUUAUACGGUGAGACAAAGUGAAAAUCAAGCUGUGAUUCAAUUCUUAUAUGGUGAAGAUGGUUUGGAUCCUUGUCGAACAGCUUGGUUAUCGAAACCUUCUUGCUUCCAGUGGCAUGCUUGGAACAUUGAAGCUCUUCAAUCAACUUUAUAUUCCCAACAUCGUUCAUAUCAAACGGUUGACUAUGCCUUAUCUCCCAAGUUUCAACAUUCCUUGCAUCAAUUUAUGAAAGAAUGUGGUGAAUCGUUGCCACAGAAUAGAACAAAGGAACAGUUCCAAUCCUUUAUGGAAAGCAGGUACAGAAAUGCAUUCAUUUCACCUGGUGAAGCAGUUGGAGUCAUCGCAGCUCAAGGAGUCGGUGAACCUUCCACACAAAUGACUUUGAAUACUUUUCAUUUUGCAGGAAUGGGUGCGGCUCAUGUCACUCUAGGAAUCCCAAGACUACGUGAACUGUUGAUGACUGCAAGUAAACAACCAAAAACACCACUUAUGACUAUCCCUUUUCUCUCAUCGACGGAUAAAAAAGGAAUCCAGUUGUUGCAUAAUCGUUUUCAUCGAUUGGUAUUGAAAGACUUUUUAGAAGGGAUAAGUAUAGAAGAUAAAGGCAAUAGAGCACAAGGCAGAUUGGUGAUGAUUGAGUUGCAUUUGGUACCGCCUCAUUAUUAUGCCACUCAUUUGGGAAUAUCAGCGAAGGAACUAUUUCAUACCAUAGAGACACAUUUUUUGGCAAUGCUUCAUGCGAGAAUCCAGAAAGAAUGUAAACAAGUUUCGGAAACUAAGAAAGCCAUUAUGCCAUUGCAGAGCUUAUCGAUGCAUUGGGAUAGUGAUGGAAUGGAAUUAGACAAACCGUCGUUACAAGAGGAAAGAGACAUAGAGAAGGAAGGGAACAAAAAGAAAGGCAAAUUUUCUAUGAAUACGUCAGCAGAAAUGGAAGAAGUAAAUGGAGAUGAUAAGGACGAAGAAGAAGAGGAAGAUCUUUCAUGGAAUGAAGAAGACGGAACUAUCGGUGAGAAAAGAGAUAGACAACAGAGAGAUGUAACUUCCUAUGAAGAAGAAGAAGAAGAAGAAGAACAAGAAGAAGAAGAAGAAAAAGAAGAAGAAGAAGAAGAAUACUCCCGGUCGGAUAUUCGGAAAGUCAAUCAAUCUUCUACACAGGAACCCAUAAAUUUCGAAGAGAAAAAGAAAAUAACAUUUGAUCGCGAACAGUAUCGUAGGGCGAAGAUUCCUUUGAUGAUUCCCUUCACAAGUUGGGGUCGUCUCAUGUUGUUUGAAUUGGUUGAAUCAGUUGCACAACAGGCGUGUGUUCAAAAUAUUCCUGGAAUCCAACGUUGUUCUUUGAUAACUCCCUCGGAAGACUCCCAAGACUGGAAACUUGAGGUUCAAGGCUCCAACCUUGCAGCUAUCUGGGAAUAUGGUUAUGACUACUUGGAUUUGAAUCAUAUUCAAACCAAUGAUGUGUAUGCUAUGUUAAUGCAUUACGGAGUAGAAAGUGCUCGAGAAACAUUAAGAAUAGAACUAGCCAAGGUAUUCGGAGCUUAUGGCAUUCCAGUCGAUUCACGUCAUUUAGCGCUGAUUUCCGACGUCAUGACCUGCCAAGGAGACUAUCAGCCUUUUAAUCGUCGAGGAAUGGAAAAGCGAUGUUGUAGCACUAUUCAAAAGGCAAGCUUUGAGACAACCAUGAAGUUUAUAUUAGAUGCAGCGUUUCAUCAACAAACGGAUAAUAUUCAUUCGCCAAGUUCUCGUUUGGCAGUAGGAAGAACAGUAGGUUAUGGCACAGGAGAAGGAAUUUUUACCUUGAGACAACGUUUGCCAGUUGCCUGAGUGUAUUCUAUUUCUAAAUAAAUUCCCAUAAUAACAU
Molecule: messenger RNA, 6683 nt
Organism: Galdieria sulphuraria
Lineage: Eukaryota; Rhodophyta; Bangiophyceae; Galdieriales; Galdieriaceae
Product: DNA-directed RNA polymerase I subunit A1
Exons: 6
Coding region: 44-6646 (2200 amino acids)
Biological process (GO): DNA-templated transcription
Cellular component (GO): RNA polymerase I complex
Molecular function (GO): DNA binding; DNA-directed RNA polymerase activity
Source: RefSeq, a predicted model, not a curated record